Messenger RNA from Balaenoptera musculus (blue whale), 4915 nucleotides. RefSeq names its product forty-two-three domain containing 1 (gene FYTTD1). NCBI's taxonomy places the organism in Eukaryota, Metazoa, Chordata, Mammalia, Artiodactyla, Balaenopteridae. Gene Ontology annotation, molecular function: mRNA binding. The transcript has 9 exons. Gene Ontology annotation, biological process: mRNA export from nucleus. The record is from RefSeq and is a predicted model, not a curated record. Bases 176 to 1132 code for a protein of 318 amino acids.
CGCCGGCCGCUCGUCUCUUGGUUCCUCCCCCAGCCCUCCGCCGCGGGUGGGAGAGGGCGCAGCCAGCACGCGUGCGCGCUCCGUCUGUGCGGCUAGUCUGCGUGCGUGAGUGGGAGGUGGCAGGCCUCAGCCCUUGGCCUUCUUCGCUGAGUGUUUCAGCGCGACGUCUCCAGCUAUGAACCGGUUUGGUACCCGGUUAAUGGGAGCCACCGCGACCCCGCCGCCGCCGCCGCCGAAAGCCCGCAGCAAUGAAAACCUGGACAAAAUUGAUAUGUCUUUGGAUGAUAUCAUCAAAUUGAAUCGAAAGGAAGGAAAGAAACAGAAUUUCCCAAGACUAAAUAGAAGACUCCAGCAAAGUGGUGCCCGGCAAUUCAGGAUGAGAGUAAGAUGGGGAAUUCAACAGAAUUCUGGUUUUGGUAAGAAUAGUCUGAGCCAUAGAGGAAGAGUGAUGCCUGGAAAGAGACGUCCUUAUGGAGUUAUCACUGGCCUUGCAGCUAGGAAAGCAACUGGAAUUCGAAAAGGAAUUAGUCCUAUGAAUCGACCACCUCUAAGUGACAAGAAUAUAGAGCGAUAUUUUCCAGCGUUAAAAAGGAAGGCAAACCUUCUGAGACAAAAUGAAGUACAGAGAAAACCAGUUGCAGCUCUCAAGAGACCUAACCAGUUAAAUAGAAAAAAUAACAUUCCAGCCAAUUUUACCAGGAGUGGAAAUAAAUUAAGUCAUCAGAAAGACACUCGUCAGGCAACUUUUCUUUUCAGGAGAGGCCUGAAGGUUCAGGCCCAGUUGAACUCAGAACAACUGCUAGACGAUGUAGUAGCAAAGAGAACUCGUCAAUGGCGGACUUCCACCACAAAUGGAGGAAUUUUGACUGUAUCCAUUGAUAAUCCAGGAGCAGUGCAGUGCCCAGUAACUCAGAAACCACGAUUAACUCGUACUGCUGUGCCCUCAUUCUUGACAAAACGGGAGCAAUCUGAUGUAAAGAAAGUUCCUAAAGGUGUCCCCCUUCAAUUUGACAUAAAUAGUGUUGGAAAACAGACAGGGAUGACUUUGAAUGAGCGAUUUGGGAUCCUGAAGGAACAAAGAGCCACUCUCACUUUCAACAAAGGAGGAAGCCGCUUUGUAACUGUGGGAUAGGUCCCAUGUCAAAGGGACUUUUGAGUGAUGACUCUUUUAAAAAUCGAAUUCUUCGAAGAGUUCAUCACAGAAAUUCAAGAAACUUUAUUUCAAAAUAUUCACAAGGCUAAAUAACUCUUAUUUUUUAUUUUUGAAGUUGUUUUUUAUUUUAACAUGUAUAAAUAAUGCCCUGAAAGAAUAACAGGGACUAUACCUAUAUGUUCUUAAAGAUUUCAUGGUUGGCCCAGACAGAACAAUUCUCUAUUUGACUUCUUUGGUUUCUCAUGCAGCAGAAAGAAGGCGGAAAGAUAGAAAUUGAUUAUUUUUAUGAUAGUGGUAUUUAGGAUCUCAUCGCCUUUGCCCAGUUUUUUACACUUUGCCAUGGUAAAUCUUGGUCUUCAAGAUUUGAAGUAGGUCCCUUUGUUGCUGUCACUUAUUCUUUAAUAGUGUUGAUGUAAUAAGUGCAAUUGACUUUUCUUCACUAGGGAUAUAAAAAAAUUAUUAGAAUUCCAGUUUGGGGGUUUAAGAUUUAUGGGAAUAUCUAAACUUGGUUCAUUUUUCAAAUAACGUUAGGUUAAUCCUCCAGAGUUUAAGGAUUAAGUAAAUUAAGGAUUAAGUAAAUCCUUAAUGCUGAACUUUUAACAAGAAAUGUGACUCUAGGCAUAGGCUCAGUUUAAAAUGUUAGUCUUUUUAGUGUUUGAAAGCUAUAAAUGGGUGUUUACAAGGUUAUCUGAUAGAGCCUCCUUGGAGGAAAGUCCAGUGUAAAAAUCUGAUAAUUUGUGUUUAGGAAAUGAAGAAAGCAUGAGAGGAAGUAGCAGGUGGAAGACAGGUAACUGAGGAGAAAAACUUUAAAACCUAAGUCACAGGUAUACUGUUUGGAUUUAGUGUAGUCUUGAGUCUAGUGUCCACAAAGAAUUCUUCAAAUGAUAUUUAGAAUAAUUAUACUUUUAAGAUGGAUUGAGUCCCUUAGAUAUUUUGAUAGUAUAAUUAGCCAUAAAGCCCUAGACUUCUUUUUAGGAAAGUUAAACUUUAAGUUUGCUAAAUUAAACAGUAUACAGCUCUAAAAAUAAAAAUGUACUUGUAUAUGUCACCAGGUAAAAAGUGCAAAAUGAUAAUAGAGUUACAUUAUAACCUUGUACCUUUGCUUCUGAUUUCUUGUAUAAAGUUCAGGCAUUUAUGGUGAGAAGAGGGUUUUCCCCCCACACUCUGGAGGGUUAGGAGGAGUUAGUUUGUUGUGCCAAGCUAGUGCUAAACGUCCUUAGAUGGUUGUAAAUUAUAAGUUAGGGUAUAAUGCCAAAACGCAGCAAAAUAGACUACACGUUACAAGUUUGGUCAUUUUGAAGCUUAACUUUUUGGUUUGCUAUAAUGAUGAAACCUCUAAGUAGGUGUUAGUUUCCAAACAGUGUAUUAUUAGUGUUGAUUUUCCCUGUUAAAAAAACACAAAACAUUAAGUUAUGGCUCCUGCCUGCUUUGUGGUGUAUACUAGACUUCAUUGUUGUCUCUCAUGCCCCUUGGGUUACUUGGUUUAUGCUAGCCACGGAAAGCUAUCAAUAACAGUUUCCUGCUUAUACCAAAGAAUUAAAUCUGAUCCUUAAUAUCUGGUAUUUUGCUUGUAAGUCUACUGAUAAGGGAUUAUUGGAAGCCAGUCAUACAAUUUGAAAGUAAACUCUAGUCUCUCCAUAGGCCGAGGACUCAUUGCAAAACGUUUUUGCAAGUAUGAAUGCUUAGAUUCGAUCCAUGAACAAUACAUUUUAGACUGGUUGAGAAUUACUGGUAACUUAUUUUGAAGCAAAGGAAAAACAACUGAGCACGAGUUUGCUGUCUUUAGAACAGUUUGUGAAAAUAUGGUAUAAAGAUGUUUUCGUUUUCUUGUUAUUUUAAAUAUUAUUGUACAGAGCUAUUAUUAAUGCCUUUUUUUAAUCUUAAAAAUUGCCCCAAAUAUUGAUAUUAAGUGCAUCAAACAAAGUGUCUUUGGUAUAUUAAACUUUUGCUCUUCAUGCAUCUGUAAUUCAUUUUCUUUUUAAAUACAGAAUCUUGCCUUUGUUACAGCCAAAUUAAAAUUCUUGAGUGCUAACAUGUUGUAUAUAAACAAAAGAAUAUGCUUUUUUGGAGGAAAAUUUUCCCUUCUUGGAAUGUGGUUAUAAUUAUCCUUUUUCAGUUCUUAAAGCUUUUUUUUGGUUUUUUUUUUUAACAGGAUGCAACUUAAAUUUCCCUUUGCAUCAAGGUGUAUCCAAAACAUUGAUGCAGUGCAUCACAAAAUGAAAGUUUAUAUUUAAUGAGGAGAUGCUUUACACUGUACUUUUUGGCAUUUUUUGGAAAAGUUGCAUUUAGAUUUAUUCUGAAGCUGUUCAUUUUUAACAAAUAAAAUAUUACAGGUCUCACAUGGUUUAUUCUUAGCUAUGAAGAUUGAGUUGUGGUUUUUAGAUUGUUCUGUGUUACAAAGAAGUUUGUAAUGACUAUAAUUUUUAGGGUUUGAAAAGCUACCUACCAAUUAAAUUGGUAAAUCAAUCUAGACUCAUAUUGACCUCCCACUAACUACCUUUUGACUAUUUCAUUCAUAGCUCCAACAGGAAGUAGCCAGGAGGAGUUAGAAUAGAGAAUCGAAUUUACUUAGAAUGCAGUAUAUUAGGCUAAAUGAGCCUUUAGAGAUCAUCCAGCUUAACCCCUCUUUCUACAUCUUGGUUCAGUGAGACCCAACUUUUCAAGACUUGUGUGUGGUAGAGUCACUUUUUAAGCUCAGAUCUUUUAAUUAUCAGUUCAUAAUAAACUUCCUGUGAAUUGAACACCCACAGAAAGUAGUGGAAUUGUUUGUGGCUUGUCAGAUAUCUAAGAAUUGGUAGUAGCCAUGCUUUAGCCUUUGUAGCACUGUAAGUAAAUAUACUCUGCCAGUGAUGAUUAUGAGAUUUCAUCACUUUGCUAUUCCAGUUAGGUAGACCUAUUAGAAAAGGCCAGUGCUCCUAAUCAAACAUUAUGUAUUUUUUUCUAAUAGGCAUAAACUUCGCCACAAUUUUAAUUAUAAGCAAAUCAUAAAAUACUUCUAAGUACGAAGAAACUUAGACUUUAUUGCCCAGUGGUUAUUUUUUGUUAUAAUAGAUAGGUAUAUCAUAUUUUGCUGUCAAUAGCUUUGUAAUUCACACAGCAUACACAGUGUCAGGGUAACUUUUGUUCUGAUUUAUAUUACUCUAAGGAGAUAAGAGGAGAGGAAAUAGCUGACUUUGCACUACAGAGAAUGAAUACCAUACAUUCUGAAUGCAGGCAGUAUUAGGGCAGAAAAUGAUUCCUUCAUUUCUGAUCAGUCUACCUUCGAAGUUUCAUCAGAAUUACAUGAUUACUUGUUUUUUGCCACUGUAAAAAAAAAUGAAGCAUGUGAUUUAAGCUUUCCUUAAAAGCAAGUUCUUUUUGCAUAAUCAAUUUGGAGUUAGCCCCUUUUUAGAAAUGAUAACAAAAAACCCAAAGCAUUUACAACAAGAAUUUUGGACUAUUGCAGACCAUUAAUAGGGAUUUAAAGAUUUGUUUAUAAAUUGUUGACUUCGAAUGUUUCUUUUUUUCCCUGCCAUUACAGUUUAUUUUCUAUCUGAAAUCUAUUCAACUAAAAGCUUGAUAAAACAAGGAAAUGUGAUACCAUUCUGGAACUGAAAUUCCUUUUUCUCAAUGUAUUUGGAUGAGGUUUACCAUUGUUUAAAGAUGAAUAGGAAAACUGUUUCCCUAGUGUGUAUGUGUUUAAUUUCUACUUCCACUUCUGUUUCCCUCUAAGAAGAAAAUCACAUUGUCUAAAUUUUCUUGUAUAAAGUUUUAAAAAGUCAA